GAACAAGAAGGCUCACAGCAGCUGGAACAUGGGCGCCAUCCUGGAAGGGGAUCGCGGUGGCUUUGCCUGUUGUGGGCCCAAGGAGCGGUUUUCCAAGGAGAUGAUCCUGAAGGCUGAGGAAGGGGACCACGAUUGGAUUCAGGGGAUCCUGAGGGACAACUUUGUCAGUGCCGAUGUGGCCGACUCCAAGGGCUACACUGCGCUGGCUGCAGCCGCCGUUCAUUGUCACUGUGACAUUGUCAACCUUCUGCUGGACUUCGGGGCUGACGUGAACAAGUGCACGGACAAGGGCCUCACGGCACUGAGCAUGUGCUUCCUCCUCUACUACCCGCCCAGGGCUUUCAAGCCCAAUGUCGCUGAGAGGACCGAGCCUGAGCCCCAGGAACCCUCAAAACCCCUGGCCUUUCCAAACCUUCUGUUCUCCGUUGCGGAAACGAACACGGAGUGUCCCCGCUGCGAGGAGGGCGGCGGCGAGCUGAAGCUGGCCUCGGGCAGCGAGGAGGGCAGCCUCUCCGCAGGCGCUGGGCGCUCCCGGGAGUCCGCCGACCUGAAGAGCAGCUCUCUGACCUGGGACUCGCUGUCAGCGAGGGGCAGCGUCAGCGACGUGGAGAAGGGGCCCGAGGACACGUCGGGAAACACAGACAAGUGCACUCUGUGCAGCAACGAGACGCGCUUCGAGUCCGACGUCUGUGUGCGCAGCCUGUCCAUCCAGCUCUCACAGAGCCUGCUGGAGAAGAGCGCGCAGGCCCACAGCAUGCUGCCAGGCCCCGCCAGCCCCGACAAGGGGACCAUGAGGAGAAUGGCGCUGUCCAUGGUCGAGCAGAGAAACCGGUGGCGGACCAUCCAGUUGCUGCUGCGCCGAGGCGCCGACCCCAACCUGUGCCGUGUGCCCAUGCAGGUCCUGUUCCUGGCCGUCAGGGCGGGGGACGUGGACGGGGUGAAGCUGAUGCUGGAGCACGGCGCGAGGACAGACAUCCGGCUCCCCCCCAAGCUGGGGGCCCUGACGCCCCUCCACAUCGCCGCUGCCCUCCCCGGGGAGGAGGGCGUCAGGAUCACGGAGCUGCUGCUGCACGCCGUCACCGACGUGGACGCCCAGGCGGCCGACCAGGACCACGUGUACGGGCCGGACAAGCCAGACCUGUUGUUCUCAAGCAUGAAGCUCAGCAACGAGCCAGGCCCGCCCAGCACCUACUACAGCCCGCACGCGGCCCUCCCGCAGGAGGGGGGCAGGACGGCUCUGCACGUGGCCUGCGAGCGGGAGGGCAACAGCAAGGUCGUGAAGGAGCUGCUGUCCCAGGGGGCUGACCCCAAUCUGCCCCUAACCAAAGGCUUGGGCAGCGCCCUGUGUGUGGCCUGCGACCUCAACUAUGAGCACCGGAGGAGCACGGACAGCAAGCUGGCCCUGAUUGACCGACUCAUCAGUCACGGGGCUGACAUCCUGAAGCCCGUGAUCCUCACGCAGGGGGACAAGGUGGCCGUGGGCACGGCCGUCGACUACGGCUAUUUCAGUUUCUUCCAGGACCGGAAGAUCGCCCACUGCCCCUUCCACGCGCUGAUGCCGGCGGAGCGAGAGAUGCUCCUGGCCCGGAAGAGGCUGCUGGAGUACCUGGGCUCCCACCUGCGCCGCGCCGUCUUCGCCAAGGAGAGCCAGUGGGACGCGACGCUGCUGUACCUGAGCAAGAAAGCGGAGCUGACCCCCAGCCACAGAGUGAGGAAGAGGAGCCCCGGCCUGCCCACGGACCAGGGUGCCCAGGAGCAGGAGCACAUCCCCUUCUUCAAGUUCUGCUACCAGUGCGGCCGCUCCGUCGGGGUCCGCCUGGCGCCCUGCACCCGCUGCUACGGGAUCCUCACCUGCAGCAAGUACUGCAAGACCAGAGCCUGGGCCGAGUUCCACAGGAAGGACUGCAGCGACAUGGCGGCCAUCGGAAAGAUGUGCACGAAGGACUCUCAGAAGCCUGUGAAGCCGCAGAGCAAGGGGGUGCCCCGCGGGCCCGAGAUCCUGCGGGACCGGACGAAGCGCGUCUACUCCGCCAGCCACCAGUGA
This is a messenger RNA of Propithecus coquereli (Coquerel's sifaka), 2044 nucleotides long. Its product is annotated as ankyrin repeat and MYND domain-containing protein 1-like. Gene Ontology annotation, molecular function: protein binding. NCBI's taxonomy places the organism in Eukaryota, Metazoa, Chordata, Mammalia, Primates, Indriidae. The record is from RefSeq and is a predicted model, not a curated record. The annotation marks the transcript as partial. The transcript is spliced from 12 exons.